GAAGCAUCGAGGAAAGAAGGGCAAGGACAGAGAGAAGGAGAAAGAGUUCUUGAAAAGCUUUCGCAAAGGUACUCGUCCUGAUGGCGAGGAGGCUGUUAAAGUAGAAGAUGGCGAGCCGAAGGCGCCGCGGCUGCCAAAACGGCCGUGCGCGCUGCUCCUUGGCUUUUGCGGGGAUGGGUACAACGGAAUGCAAAUACAACCCGAUCCGAAGCUACGCACCAUUGAAGGCGUAUUGUUCGAGGCCCUCAUCAAAGUAGGUGCGGUCUCGGAGGAUAACUCGGACAACCCAACCAAGGUCAAGCUUGCACGUGCGGCGCGCACCGACGCAGGUGUCCACGCCGCAGGAAAUGUUGUAUCUAUGAAGCUCAUCAAUGCCAUACCUGGUGUGCCAGACCUGGUCGCACGAAUAAACGAAGAACUGCCCCCAGAGAUCAGGAUUUGGAGCAUUGUGCGGGUACAGAACUCGUUCAACGCGAGAACGACAUGCGACAGUCGGAAAUAUACAUAUUUCUUUCCUUCUUACCUCAUGAUCCCUCCCAAGCCCAAUAGCGGCCUCCACAACACGCUCAAAACGCAAGGCCUUGAAUGCGCCUCGCAUUCUUUCUGGGAAAACGCAGAUCCAACAGCGACGCCACAAGACGACCUCAAGCGCAAGCGCGAGUACCGCAUCACCCCGGAGCCGCUCGCUGCGCUUCGCGAAGCCGCGAAGAAGUUCGAGGGCUCCCACAAUUUCCACAACUUCACGGUCGGACGCGACUUCCGGGAUCGCAGCUGUCAGCGGUUCUUGAAGUCGGUAGAGAUAUCCGACCCUGCGGUAUACGGCGACACAGAAUGGAUAGCCGUGCUCCUGCACGGUCAGAGCUUCAUGUUGCAUCAGCGUAAGAUGAUCUCCGCACUCGUGCUCUCAUGUCGGGCAGGCACGCCUCCCCAAUUAAUCGAAGAGCUGUACGGGCCGCGACCGGUGUUCAUUCCGAAGAUGCCGGCGCUCGGGCUGCUGCUUGAGUACCCGAUCUUCGAGAGCUACAGCAAGCGCGUGCAGGGCGUGAACGCGAAGUUGAAGGAAGACGACGCCGAGUACCGCGCGCCCAUCGACUUCGAGCUGCACCGCGCGCAGCUGGAUGAUUUCAAGGAGCACCAUAUAUACGCGAAAAUGCGCUCGAUAGAGGACCGGCAUGGCAUCUUUGAUAGCUGGAUCCGGUCCAUUGACUCGUACGCGGGCCACGAUCUCGAGUACCUCAACCCGAAGGGCAUCGUACCGCAGUCAGCCGUCAUCAAGAAGGGCGAGUUCCGCAACAACCCGUUUCGGGAGAAGAAACGAUAUGACGCAACGUCGUUCCCCGUGGGCAAGGCUGCGGCGCCCGACGCGGCCGAGGAGGAAGAGGAGAGCUCGGAGAACGAGGAGGCGUACCUCCCUCUGGAUAAGGAAGCGCUCGCAGACCUCGAAGGCUGAGCCUCAGCGUGCUCGCCGCGAGGUAUCACACUAAUGUAAUUGGAGCAGUCUCGCGCAUAUGUCAUGUCUGUAUGUCACAUUU
Messenger RNA from Trametes versicolor FP-101664 SS1, 1532 nucleotides. RefSeq names its product tRNA pseudouridine synthase. The record is from RefSeq and is a predicted model, not a curated record. Bases 188 to 1450 code for a protein of 420 amino acids. The transcript has 9 exons. Gene Ontology annotation, cellular component: nucleus. NCBI's taxonomy places the organism in Eukaryota, Fungi, Basidiomycota, Agaricomycetes, Polyporales, Polyporaceae. Gene Ontology annotation, molecular function: RNA binding; pseudouridine synthase activity. Gene Ontology annotation, biological process: mRNA pseudouridine synthesis; tRNA pseudouridine synthesis.